AUGUUUCAGGAAAAAAACUCACCAAAAUCAAUCAAAGGAACAUUGGCGAUCAACAACUUGUGCGCUUCCUCACAGUUCGGAUGCUCAUCCUUUCUUCUGCAUAACCAUCGGAAGAAUGAGGACAAAUGCCGCCAUAACCAGUACCAUAUCAGUAACGGUAAUCGCAGCAAGCGCUUCAUUAGCCACUUGUGGAACGAAUUAUCCAGAGAAUUGCAUGAGACGUGGCAUGAUGUUGCUGCGUUGCCGAUGGGAUAUUAUUCAGCGAUGAAUCGUCGACGACAAAGUGACGAAACAGAAGACGCACAACGCCGCAACCAGUUCUUUCCACAAAUAUUGAUCGAAAUAGUUCGUGGAUUUGAUGAAAAAGUGUCUCGUACGAGGAAGGUGUCGGAUCAGGAUCGGAUCGAACGAAGAAGCAGCGGUACGGUCGACUGUUCAAAGGUGGUGGCUAGUUGUCGUGGUGGUGCAUGA
Messenger RNA from Necator americanus (New World hookworm), 471 nucleotides. RefSeq lists its product as uncharacterized. The coding region runs from base 1 to 471 and encodes 156 amino acids. The transcript has a single exon. The record is from RefSeq and is a predicted model, not a curated record. NCBI's taxonomy places the organism in Eukaryota, Metazoa, Nematoda, Chromadorea, Rhabditida, Ancylostomatidae.